UUGAAAAAAAAAAAAAAAAAUGGGGUCUAAAACUCAUGAAUACAUAGUAAUGCUACCAUUCUUGGCUCAAGGUCAUCUCAUACCAUUCCUAGCACUAGCAAGACAAAUCCAUCAAAGAACUGGCUUCACCAUCACCAUAGCCAACACUCCCCUCAACAUCAAAUACCUUCGCUCAACCAUAUUAUCCCAUGAUCAUGAUCAUGAUCUCCACUCAAACUCUUCAUCUGAUUCCAAUUUCAUCCACCUUGCUGAGCUCCCUUUCUGCAGUACCCAACAUGGGUUACCUCCAAACACAGAGAACACAGAGAACUUGUCACUCAAAGACAUAGCAACUCUUUGUCAUGCAUCAAUGACCCUUGAAGCUCCUUUCCAUAGUUUAGUCCGUGAUAUAACAGACAAAGAGGGUAAGCCUCCUCUUUGUAUUAUAUCAGAUGUAUUCUUUGGUUGGGCUGUGAAUGUUGCAAACAGCAUAGGUUGUGCUAGUAUUAAUUUCACCACUUGUGGUGCCUAUGGCACUUCGGCUUAUAUCUCUUUCUGGCUGAAUCUCCCACAUCGUUUUUCUGAAUCCGAUGAGUUUGCUCUUCCGGGGUUUCCUGAUAGAUGUCAAUUCCGUACCUCACAACUGCACCCAUUUGCAAGAGCUGCUGAUGGUACGGACACAUGGUCUACAUAUAUGCAGCCACUUAUUUCAUAUUCAUUGCAGUCUCAUGGAUGGUUGUGUAACACAGUUGAGGAAUUUGAACCUUUAGGAUUGGAAAUUCUGAGAAAAUACAUCAAACUUCCUGUUUGGACUAUUGGUCCUCUUCUUCCCUCAGCUGCCUCUAAGAAAUGUUCAGACUCCAAUAUUUUUAGACAGCGUACCGGUAAGAAGCACGGGAUAUCACCUGAAAAAUGCAUUGAAUGGCUCAAUCUUCAUCAUCCAGGUACAGUUCUUUAUAUUUCGUUUGGUUCACAGAACACUAUCAGUGCCUCUCAAAUGAUGGAGUUAGCUCUAGGUUUGGAAGCUAGUGGAAAACCUUUCAUUUGGGUGCUAAGGCCACCUCUUGGUUUCGACAUAAAAGGUGAAUUUAGAGAAGAAUGGUUGCCAGAAGGGUUUGAAAAGCGAAUGAAUGAAAGCAAACAAGCGUUGUUGGUUCAAAACUGGGCACCCCAGUUGGACAUUCUGUCACAUGAAUCAAUUGGUGCAUUUUUAAGCCACUGUGGCUGGAACUCAGUGUUGGAGAGCUUAAGCCAAGGUGUGCCUAUUAUAGGGUGGCCUAUGGCAGCGGAACAGAUUUACAAUUCGAAGAUGCUGGUGGAGGAGAUGGGGGUGUGUGUGGAGUUGACAUGGGGAGUGCAGAGAGAGAUUGAAAGGAAGGAAGUGAAGAGGGUGAUAGACUUGGUCAUGAACAAGAACGAGGGCCAAGGCAAGGAGAUGAAAAAGAAGGCUGCUGAGAAUGGAAAGCGAAUAAGGGCAGCAACAAAGGAUCAAGAGGAGGGGUCUUCUGUCAAAGCAUUGGAUGAAUUUGUAAGAACAAUUUUAGCCCAGACGACAUUGGAGUAUCAUAAUCAUAAAAUAUAGUUUAGAUUUGAUUAGUUUAUUUUAUAUAUAGGAUCUACAGAUCUUUUGUGUUAAACAAUUUGUGUACAAUAAGUAUUACCAUAAAUGGUUUGCUUCAUUUUCUUUCCUGUUAUGUGAACCAUCCUAAAUUCCAGUGUAAGAAUAAGAAGGGGGAAAAGAGUUCUAAAUAAAAUCUGUAUUUUUA
Messenger RNA from Quercus lobata, 1745 nucleotides. RefSeq names its product UDP-glycosyltransferase 92A1-like. The record is from RefSeq and is a predicted model, not a curated record. The coding region runs from base 20 to 1561 and encodes 513 amino acids. Gene Ontology annotation, molecular function: UDP-glucosyltransferase activity. The transcript has a single exon. NCBI's taxonomy places the organism in Eukaryota, Viridiplantae, Streptophyta, Magnoliopsida, Fagales, Fagaceae.